AUACGAGUUUACUGUAAUAAUUUAAUAAGAACAUUUGAAAGAAGUGAAAGUGAUGUGUAAGGAAUUACUAUAUUUCACUGAUAAACCAAACGGCACUUAUCAAUACAAACCCGAUAAGCCUUCAUCAGUGAUAACGAUAUGAGAUAUAGAAUUGAUUUCUUUAAAAAGUUGUGAGUGAAAACGUUUAAGAUAUUUUCUGCCAUGUCCGAUAUGGAGGUGAAAGCUUUUGUAAUACUUGGACAACGAGACGUUUCGAAACAAACUGGUUCCAGAAGGAUAUGUUUACUGAGAAGUAUGAAAUACAAUUUCGCUCUGUGUUGGUUGGUUCUGCUGUCAGUGACAAUCAGUGCAGCUGCUGAGGUUGAACAUGGAGGAUCUAACGGAACAACGCCAUUUCCAGAAAAAGAAACAGGUUUACAACCCGGAUCUGCGAAAAAAAUUGCCUACCCAGAUCCUGUAACGAACCUGUCUGUGAAGGCUGACGUGUACAACACAAGCAGAAGACUUUUACAACUUUUAGUGUCCUGGAACCCUCCUGUUGCCGGAACCCGGCCGUUGGGUUACAACUUGCAUGUGAAACCCAACAAUACACUCGAAAGCUGUGAAAUCCUUCAAUACUACAAACAUAUCGAUAAUAAGAAUGCCACGAAUAUUUCUAUCCCGAAAUACGAAUAUGUGGAUGUUCGGGACUUCUUCAAGGUCACCCCUGGAUGCACUUACAAAAUUAUUGUGGAGUCUAACCCUCACGACGGCAAGAGAAACGCAUCAUUGAUGUAUACAGUUCCAGAAUGUGUUGGAGAUGUGUGUAGUUGUCACCAUGAGAUGGGGCUGCCCAAACCAACCGGGGUGAUGGCUCAUACUGUAGGGCCACGAAAUAUAAAUGCCAGCUGGAACCUCUCUCCACCAGGAACAGCCGAAGCUGCGUCCCUUGUUAAUGUAACAAAGUUCAUCAUAUAUUUUGGCCAUCAGGUGCUUAAGGAUUGGAAGAUAUUUAAUAUGACUCCUGUAGGUGAUAUGAAGUACACACAAAAUGGAGACAUCAAGUCCCACCACAGUUUGCUCAUUGAGGCACCAUAUGAGCUCAGACCAAAUGUGACAUACAUGAUCAAUGUAUUUGUCAUAGACAAUCGAGGCUGCAAAGGACCUGGAACAAAUUAUACAUUCACAAUUCCUUAUCAAGCAACAAUAGAAACAAAUCAAACUCCAGGGGUUGUUGGUCAUGGCUCAUUGCAGUGGGUGCUAGUAACAGUGUUCUCGGUCUUAUCAUUUGUGGGGGUAAGCAUCCUUACUAUGGCAAUGGUCAGGAAACGAUGUGGCAGAUGGAUGCGUCGCAAGUUGGGAGAAGGUCGGCUUCAACCAAUUCAUAGCUGGCGUGGCGUAUACAAGGCUGUAAGCAUUGACAGUGGAGGAAGUCGGCUUUCAAGGAACUUCCCAUCACAUCAGGAGAGGAAUAUUAUAUAUGUAGAGAAGGAAAUAGAGGAAGCAAAAGCUCGAGGAGAUGCUGAUACAUUUGAAGUGAGUUAUGAUCGCCUGGAAUUGGGGCGGCAGAUUGGGAAAGGAGCAUUUGGGCGAGUGUUCCUAGCACGUGCUGAAGCUAUCGCCGGUAUCCCAGGGUACAUCACAGUUGCAGUAAAGAAGCUGAAGCACAAAGCCUCGCCUGAUGAAGUGGAGGAGUUCUUGUCAGAGAUAGCAAUGAUGAAGAGGGUAGGACGUCAUCCCAACAUUGUCACCAUGCUGGGAUGCUGCACCCUCAAGCAGCCAUACUGUAUGCUUAUGGAGUAUGUACCAUGUGGUGACCUUCUUCAGUAUCUUCGUCAACUGAGGGUGGAGUACGAACGUCGUACUGGAGGCGAACUUGCUAUUUCCAGUACUAUGAAGCGUCCUGUUCCUCGAUAUGUACCUCUUCAGCCUCCCUCAACAGAUUCAGAGGGCUCAUACGUGCAGCCUGACACCCAGAUGAGUGGUUCAACUGGACGACCAUCUAUCGCAGAGACUGAAUGGAGCUUGUUGACAAGUGAAGGUCCUCUUCUCACGCCAUCGGACAUAGUACCCAUGAAGAAACUAGAAUAUGUCCUGGAUCCUAAGGAGCUGCAAAGUUUUGCAAUCCAAAUAGCCCGUGGAAUGGCCCAUCUAGAGCGGAAACAAAUCACACAUAGGGACCUGGCAGCACGUAAUGUUCUUAUUGAUGAGCACAAGACACUGAAGAUCUCAGAUUUUGGUCUGUCACGGUCUGGGAUCUAUAUUAACACAAAGAGGAAGAAAGUGCCAUUGCGGUGGUUGUCACUGGAGGCUAUGCGUGACAACCUCUACUCCAGUAAAAGUGACGUAUGGGCAUUUGCUAUUGUGCUGUGGGAGAUCGGCACACUUGGUGGGUUCCCAUACCCUACAGUGAGUGAUAUGGAUCUACUGAACUUCCUCCUAGAAGGGAAACGUCUGGAAAAGCCAGAUAAUUGCUCUGAUGAACUGUAUGCAUUGAUGCUCCAUUGCUGGUCACAUUCUGCAGACAUGCGCCCUUCUUUCGCAGAACUGGUCUCACAUCUUGAUUCAGUAAUAUGCAGAAAGCGAGUUUACGUAGAUUUUACUUCACUGAAACCAGACUACAGUUUUCCUCCUACAGAGCAACUGGCCCCUAUACCUUUUACUGUGAAACCAUCUAAGUGAGCUAACACACCAUUUGCUUUGAAAUGCAAAUGGGGAGAGUACAAGACUGCAACUAAUUGUGGGUAGCUCACAGUUGAUGUGUCUACCUCACUGCCAGUAGGUCUACAGAUUGAACUCUGUGACCAGCCAUAAACAAUGUGCAAGUUCAUGAUAUGAUUCAGUUAAAUUAGGAAAAUGGUAUCAUGUACUUAAAAUGGACACCGUUCUGUGCAAGGAGUUCACCUGAGACAAGAAGAAUGAUCUUUCUUGUCCAUUAAGAGAGAUACUUCCAACUGAUUUGACUGAUAGUAGCACUUCAUGUAAUUUUUUACAAUAAAUUUAUUUUAAAAUGGUCCUUAACAUAGCAUGAAGUUCUACCUCUGUCUCCUCUAUGUACUUUCAUGAGGUGGCGCUUUGAAGCAAGGGCUCUAAUGGAUAUAAGUCACGGUAACUCAGUCAGGAAAGUGAGUCGAUAUGGACCUGAUGGCCGGAGUUUUGUUCCAAGCAAAGGUAUGGGUUUCUCUUUUUACCACUAGAUCAAUAGUUCCUCCGGUGUACAUCAAGCCUUCUAUGCAAAGGGUAUUUGUGGUUCUUUCCCAGAAGUUAUGAUUGCUAGAGCAUCAACCUUAACACUUACUUCUCUCUAGUACAAAAUCUAAUAAAUCAUGAAGCUUUACCUCCAUACCCCCAUGUUCUUUCACUAUAAAUCUUUUAGAACCAGUCUUAAAAACAAACAUAUGCAAAUACUAUUAGUGAAUUCUUGAUCUAUUAAAAUUUCAAUUUGUAUUUAAAUUCUUUAGUUAUGAAGAAUCUAUAUUAUGUUAAUGGUAUAGUUUUACCCUCCAGUGCCAAUGACCGGUUAUGUAUACCAAUGCAAAAUAACAGACACGUUGACCAGACAAUGGUAGCACAUUACACAUUUCCUUUAACUGUAAAUUUAAUUGGUUUUCCACUGUGCAAGUUAACCUUUUGACAGUUAUAAUCAUACAAAAGUAUUUGCUUACAUUGUUAAGAUUUUAAAAAAUUUGUUAAAUAAUCCAAGAAUCAUUAAUUCAGAAUUCAUAAGAAUUAACUCUAUAUAUCAUUUAAUUUGCAUAAUGUCCUUCAGUAUGUAACAAGGAUACAUGCAAAGAAAGUUUGUUCCACCUGACUUAACUUUUUGUGUUACUUUUGUAAAUGUCAUAUAGUAUUUUCCAUUAGCUUUACCUUUCAAUUUUGUCUAUGUCAGAAGAACUCAAGAAUGAUCAGACUGAAAAUAAAAAAGCAGCAGCAAAAAAUGAUGCUGAUGAUUUCGUUUUCAGUUCAAUGCAAUGCAAUUACAGAGUCAACAUGAAUACAAACUAACAAUAACAAAAAUACACUUUGUCAAAUACUAAUAAAUAAGAUAAGGAAAAAUAUAAAUUAUUUCAGGU
Molecule: messenger RNA, 4052 nt
Organism: Cryptotermes secundus
Lineage: Eukaryota; Metazoa; Arthropoda; Insecta; Blattodea; Kalotermitidae
Product: angiopoietin-1 receptor
Exons: 18
Coding region: 202-2661 (819 amino acids)
Biological process (GO): positive regulation of kinase activity; multicellular organism development; protein phosphorylation
Cellular component (GO): signaling receptor complex
Molecular function (GO): transmembrane receptor protein tyrosine kinase activity; protein binding; ATP binding
Source: RefSeq, a predicted model, not a curated record